Messenger RNA from Oryzias latipes (Japanese medaka), 621 nucleotides. Its product is annotated as SH3 domain-binding glutamic acid-rich-like protein 3. Lineage: Eukaryota; Metazoa; Chordata; Actinopteri; Beloniformes; Adrianichthyidae. The record is from RefSeq and is a predicted model, not a curated record. Gene Ontology annotation, cellular component: cytoplasm.
UUUAAACCUGCUCUCCUUGUCUGCUGCUUCAGCAGUCCAGCACCACAUACUUGCAUUCAGGAUCCUGGAACCCUCCCUCAUCAGGUCAUAAUUUCUAAUUCUGUGUUUGCCUUGGCUGGGUUGGAACCGUCAGAGCAGGAGCUAUGUCUGUGACCGUGUUUUAUGCCAGUGUGAGCGGUUCUUUGGAGGUGAAGAAGCGUCAAGAAAGGAUCAAUUCUGUGCUAAGUUCCAAGAAAAUCGCCUACAAAUCUAUCGACAUCACACAGAAACCCGAACAUAAGGAUUUGAUGAGGAAAAUCGCUAACAACCCAACAGCAAUGCCUCCUCAAAUAGCCAACGGUUCCAAUUACUGUGGAGAUUUCGAAGCAUUUGAGAAUGCAAUUGAAGUGGGAAAAUUAGAAGAAUUCUUAAAAAUUUAAAACAUUGACCAAUACCUGGCUGCCCUUGUGAUGGAAGAAGCUGUUUCUUUAAUAAAAAAAUAAUUCAUUUCUGUUUGAUUAAAAUGAAAGAAAAAGUGGAGAACAAUGCUUGCAAAGCCCAAGUCUUAUUGUUUAUUUGAAAAUAAUUGAUUGGAAAAUAAUUGAUUCAGUUCUUUGAAAUAAAUAUCUCUAAAAGUUGGAA